This is a messenger RNA of Pygocentrus nattereri (red-bellied piranha), 681 nucleotides long. Its product is annotated as C-X-C motif chemokine 11-6-like. Gene Ontology annotation, biological process: cellular response to lipopolysaccharide; chemokine-mediated signaling pathway; neutrophil chemotaxis. The coding region runs from base 97 to 378 and encodes 93 amino acids. Gene Ontology annotation, cellular component: extracellular region. Gene Ontology annotation, molecular function: CXCR chemokine receptor binding; chemokine activity. The transcript has 4 exons. The record is from RefSeq and is a predicted model, not a curated record. Lineage: Eukaryota; Metazoa; Chordata; Actinopteri; Characiformes; Serrasalmidae.
AUGUAAAUCAGUCACUGCUUCACUCUGACAGCUGCCUGAGCAAAAACCUUCAAAUUCCAAAUCAUCACAGAGAGCUACUUCAAGAGCAAGAGCAAAAUGAAAUCUGCUGCAGCUUUUGUUCUUUGUCUGCUUGUGGUGCACGUACAAGGUCAGGCCAGGUCUGGUGUAAAGAGGUGCUUAUGUCAAGGUUCUCAGGUGAACAUGGUUCGUCUACAGCGUGUUGAGAAGAUUGAAAUUCAUCCUGCUGGUCCAGCUUGUGAAAACAUGGAAAUUAUUGUCACUUUGAAGAACGGGGCAGGGCAAAAAUGCUUGAACCCAGAAUCCAAUUUUGCCCAGAAUUACAUCAAGAAGGCCAUUACAGACAGGAGCACCCAGUAAAACACAAUGACAAUGAAGAUGGAAGAGGAGACUGUGAACAUCCUGCAUUAAGACAGUGUUAAGCCCUUUUAACCAUAAAUACUGUAUAUAUGUACAUUCAAUAUGUAUAUGUAUGUAUUUAUUUUAUAAUAUAUAAUGGCAUUACAGAAUAUUUUUGUAUUUUUUAUGUUUUAACUGCUGUCUGUGUAUGAAAUAUAAAAAAAGUUGUUCAUGAUGCUUCCUGAAACUGUUAAAAAUGUACAGUGCUCUUUUUUUGGCAACAUGCCAUGUAAGUGUUUAAAUAAACAUCUGCCCAGUAGCGCC